Molecule: messenger RNA, 3786 nt
Organism: Anguilla rostrata (American eel)
Lineage: Eukaryota; Metazoa; Chordata; Actinopteri; Anguilliformes; Anguillidae
Product: PWWP domain-containing DNA repair factor 3A-like
Exons: 17
Coding region: 214-2595 (793 amino acids)
Source: RefSeq, a predicted model, not a curated record
GAAGUGCUUUCGUUUGCCCAGCCCUUUCUGCUCCCGUUGAAAUGCAAACGCGCACUCCCAUACACUUGGAAAUAUAUUGCUCGGAGGUUGUUGUAGGUGUUAGACUUUGGUGUUGAAAAACAAGUAGUUGACAAGAGAGUCUGUAUUCGACUUGUGACUCAUGUAAGUUACGAAGGUGUGGGAAACCCUGCUGCCUGGAACCCCCAAUGAACUAUGGGAGAAUGUUCACACGUCCUCUGUCGCUGGGAAGGCCGCCUAUGGCCGGCCAAGGUUUUGCCCAAACCUGAUCGGAAUUUCCGCAGAAGAAAGGACAUGGAAGUGGAGAUAUUGGGCGAAGAGAAGAGAGUGCGGAUCGCGGAGAAAGAAACAUGGCCACUGACUCGGGAUGGGAUCGAUGCUCUCUGUCACCAGCUGGGUCAAUCGGUGGCUCGGCCCAUGGAUGAGUUGAGGUACCGCAAGGCUCUACGUUUGGCCCUGAACGUUUUCUCUGCUGAAAGCUCCCCAUCUCCUUCCCCUGGGGGGUCGCCACGGCGAUCCUACCGCCUUAACCCCGCCUCCAUCAUGACACUCUGCCCAGUGCUGCCCCCCCGGCCGCCUGGCUCACCAAAGAUGGCCGCUCAAACUGUGACAAAGGCGCGCAGUACACCGGCAGGCCAGCAGGGUGCAGCAGUGAGCAGCAGCAAGGCGGGGGAGAGCACAGGCAGAAAGCAGCCCCUGCGUCUGCAGGGCGGGGCGAGGGCGGGGAACAGACGCGCCUCGCCCAGUCCCUCGCGGGUGAAAAGUGGGCGGCGCUCACACGGAAACAGGAAGCAGAGGAAGGGGAAGGACCCCCACCAAAGCCCCCCCAGCAGGGAUGGGCAGCGGAGCGGCGUGAGCGUGGAGGAGAGUCACUCAGACCUGGGGGGGUGUGACACUGCAGAAGCCACGCCUGCUGCCACAGCCACGCCCUCGUCGAGGUGGACCAGCCCCGUCAGGGGGAGAAGCAGCAGACUGGCCUCCUCCUCAUGCGAUGCUGCAGCAGACACGGGCGCUGCGCUCCCCUCCCCUGUGAAUGGUGGUUCGGACCCGGGGCUCAGCACUCCCAAGCGACCCAGGCCCCGCCCCUUGCAGAAACGCUGGCUCAGCUCCACGCCGAGGGACUGUGACCGCCCCUGCCCCUCUGGGUCACCUGAGUCUGCACCUGCAGAGGAACUAACAGAGCAGAGGGUGGAGUCAGAGAUGAAGCUACGCCAGAGGAAGAGCAGGAACCAGGUGGGGGGGGCCAGGCAGGGGCGUGGCCAGCUGAAGGAGAGGAGAGCCCAGAGGAAAGGGGGGUCCUCAGACACUCCCCCAGCUGCUAAGCGCAGGAAGGGGGUCCGUGUGGAGGCGGAGCUAACUGCCACUAACCCCGCCCAGUCCUGUGGGUCUGACGUCCAGCCUCCUGCACGCCACAGAGCCAGAUUCGAACCUGCGGAGGAGUCGGAGGGCCCAGGUGAGACUUCCCUGUCCUCUGACCUGUCCAUCAAGUUCAGCUUUCUGGAAGACUCCACCCCCUUAGACUCCUCCUUCCUGCAGGAGGAGGUGGAGGAAGAAGAUGAAGGCGAGGAUGAGGAGCUUCCGAGCUUCCUCCUGCAAAUGGAGAAGAAGCCCCUGUCCAUCACUGAGGGGAUCUGUGUGUGGUGCAAGCUCAGGAACUACCCCUUCUGGCCAGCCAUGGUCAAAAGCGUCAAUCGCAAACGGCGGAAGGCCAGCGUGGUGUUCAUCGACAACCUGCUGCUGGACCAGAAGAGGAGUCACAAGGGCAUUUGUGUGUCCUUACGCACAUUAAAACCCUUUGACUGUGAGGAGAUGGAUGAGCUGGUGGACAAGGCACGAGAAAAGUACGACACUGCCAUUAGCUGGUGCCUGAAUCUCAUUCGUGACUACCAAAUCCGGAUAGGCAGUGGAUUUACGGGCUCUUUCAUGGAGUAUUUCGCCGAUGACAUGAGCUGCACAGUCCGCAGGACGGGAGGUGGUGAGGUCACCUUCCCCACCAAGCUGGACGAAGAGGAGGAGGAGGAGGAGGAGGGCGUGGCCACGGGCGAGCAGGGUGUAGCCAGCAGUCCUGAGGGCGAGCAGCGGCACUGCAAGCUGAUGCCCGACAGGGAGAAGGCUGCCCGCGAUCGUGCCAACCAGAAGCUGGUGGACUUCAUCACCCAGAAACGGGGUCCUGAGGAGCACCUGCUGGCGGUGAUCAGCGGGCGUGAGUCAUCCAAGUGGCUACGCGCCUUCCUGACGGAAAGCCAGUCUGUGACGGUGGUGUACCUGGAGGACUACCCGCAGGUGGACCAGGUGUUCUGCUACUUGUUACAGGUGUACAGGACCGCCCCCUGCGUGGCACCCUGUCUGGCACAGGUGGACGAGGUCCGGUUCAUCACAGACGUGCUUCUACCUGAGGCUAUCAUCCAUGCCAUUGCAGCGGUUGAGAAAUUGUCUCUGAAACAGGCUGAAAACAGAUACUUACAGGGGGCCUGCAAAAGUGAAAGGGAGAGGGCGGAGUUUAACCUGAUGAUUGAGCAGCAAAUGAAGGAAGAAGCUAAAAAUCAGCGACACAGAGAGCGAGAGGAGCUCAGUUAAGACGUACGCAAACUGCACCCAUAUGCAUGUGCAGCACUUACACUAACACACACACUCACUAACACAACUACACACACACACACAUACACUCACUCACUAACACACCUACACACACACACUAACACACACACUCACUAACACAACUACACACACACACACAUACACUCACUCACUAACACACCUACACACACACACACACACACUCAUUAACACAACUACACACACACACACACACACACACACACACACUCACUAACACAACUACACACACACACUCACUAACACACACACAUACACACACUAACACACCUACACACACACACACACACUCACACUAACACACACACACACUCACUCACUAACACACCUAUACACACACACACACACACACUAACACACAUACACACACACAUACACACACACACUAACACACCUACACACACACACACACACAUACACACACUAACACACCUACACACACACGCACACACACUAACACACCUACACACACACACACACAUACACACACUAACACACCGACACACACACACACUCACUCACCUACACACACACACGCAUACACACACUAACACACCUACACACACACACACACACCUACACACACACUAACACACCGACACACACACUCACUCACACACACACACACACACACCAGAUUUAUUGUCAAUUCUGUCAGCUUCAAUCCGUUCAGGAAAUGAAUUGCAAUCCUGUUCAUUGAUUGGCUGUGCUUCACCUGGGUUUUCAAUUAAUGAGCUGCAUUGAAUAAAUUGAAAUGGAAUUGACCUCUGACACACAAGCACACACACACAUAUGUACAUACAUUCACACAUGCCCAAACACACACACACACACACACAUACAUACAUACAUACACACACACACACACACUCACACUUACACACUCAUACACACACACACACACACACUCACACACACACAUACAUAUGUACACACCCACUCAUGGAGUGGUAUUGCAUGGGAUUUUUCACAUCCUGCCUAAAAAAAGAUGACUCUCUUUGUUUACCUCUUUGUCCAAGAGCGAGCUGUGCCUUUAGGGUGUGUACCUGUGCUGCACCUGGAACAUGCGUUUUAUCUGUCAUGUAAUAACUGAUAUUAUAUCGCUGUAAUGUGAACAAAAGCUUAUUUUAAAAUAAAAAGUGUUUUUCCAAA